This is a messenger RNA of Phyllopteryx taeniolatus (common seadragon), 2071 nucleotides long. RefSeq names its product Ras-related protein Rab-33B-like. The record is from RefSeq and is a predicted model, not a curated record. Gene Ontology annotation, cellular component: endosome; Golgi apparatus. Lineage: Eukaryota; Metazoa; Chordata; Actinopteri; Syngnathiformes; Syngnathidae. The transcript has 2 exons. Gene Ontology annotation, biological process: Rab protein signal transduction. Gene Ontology annotation, molecular function: GTP binding; GTPase activity. Bases 46 to 729 code for a protein of 227 amino acids.
AUUUGCAAGUGUCCAUGUCGGGUUCACUCGGCGAGACGAUGAGCGAUGGCAAUAGAAAACAAAAGCGCCGGCGGUGAGGAUUUCGACUCGGUCUUUUUCGACUCCCUGGAGCUGUCGUCGCCGUGCCGAGUCUUUAAAAUCAUCGUCAUCGGAGACACCAACGUUGGGAAGACGUGUUUGACGUCCAGGUUCUGCGGCGGCUCUUUUCUGAACAACCCCGAGGCGACCAUCGGCGUUGACUUCAGGGAGAGGACGCUGGAGCUCCAUGGAGAAGUCGUUAAGUUGCAGAUCUGGGACACGGCAGGCCAGGAGCGUUUCAGGAAGAGCAUGGUGGAGCACUACUACCGCAGCGCGCACGCCGUCAUCUUCGUGUACGACGUCACCAGCCUGGCCACCUUCCAGAGCGUCCCCGACUGGAUCGAGGAGUGCGGCCGUCACGCCGUGGGGGCGCUGGCGCCACGCGUGGUGGUGGGCAACAAGUGCGACCUGCGGGACCGCCGCGAGGUGCCCACGUCGGCCGCGCAGCGCCUGGCCGACGCGCACGACAUGCCCCUCUUCGAGACGUCGGCCAAGGACCCCGCCGAGAAGGAGCACGUGGACGCCAUUUUCCUGACGCUGGCCUACAGGCUCAAGAGCUGCAAACCUCUGAGACUGAAGGCGCCCUCGGAGAGCGACGUCGGGCAUCUGUGGAAAGCCAGACAGCAGGAAGCGCUAACCUGUCGGUGCUGAUCGUGUUAGCCUCCAAACACAAGCUUCCUGUGACACUUCACAAACGGAGGGACACGUUUGCACUAUAUUUCUAUGAAAUGCCUGCACAAAUAUAUAGGCGUGGCAAAUAUUUGUUUUAGCUUACAAAAGUACAAUUGGGCGCACUUGAUUGUUUUACAGUUGAACCUCCAAAGUUGAGCACAAUCGUGACAUGAUUGUGUGAUAUUUGGGUUCAUUUGUUCCAUUAUCAAAGUGUAACUUACUGUCUAGCUAAUUUUUGAGUAGCAGUUUAACAGUAUCAAUUGUCUAAGCAAUUGCAAUUUCAGCAAUUCUAUUUUUUUUUUUUUUUUUUAGGGAUUACCCUUACCCUGAACUGUUCGCCAGUCAAGCCCAAGUCACAGAUAAACAACUAUUUACACCCAUGGACAAUUUAGUCUUCAAUAAACCUGACAUGCAUGUUUUUGGAAUGCUAGUGGAAGUCAAGAGUACCCAGAGAAAACCCACAAAAGCACAGGGAGAACAUGUCAACUACACACAGGCGGGGCCGGGAUUCGAACCCCGGACCUCAGAACUGUGAGGCAGAUGUGCUAACCAGUCGGCCGCCACAGUAGUUUAUUUAUUUAAAUUUUUUUUAACUAUUUACUUUACAAAAUCUGUUUUUGGUACCAUUUUAACAGCGUCAGUCGGCAUAGAAUCAGAAGGUGAUCAUCGGCGGGCCGGAAAACUGACAUCGGACGGCAAGAAAAGUAAUUCCCCUCCAUACCACCAGGUGGCAUAAACACCUUUAGAACAAAAAGGUACAAAAGGUAAAAACACAAUGUCAAUAACAAAUGAAAAGGAACAAUAAACACGAAACCUCUUUUUUCAAAUGAACUGAACUCGCUCUCCAAUUUAAAACUUUUUAACAUAACGCACAUAAAACACUGCGUUUUGGUCACCAGUGCCAAACAAAUGACAGCUAGCUAGGAGCUAAAGUAGCGGUCUAAAUCUUCACUGUGCAACACAAGUAGUUGCAGAUGAUCCCACAGGAAGUGGAAACUUACACAAAUAAAUUCAAAAUUAAUCUUUGAAAGGGAUAUUUCCUUUGAUACCGAAAGGGAAAUAGGCUACUAUGUUUUUCUUCCAAACGUAUGCGAGCGUAACCAGCAAGAGCUAAGCUACAUUCUCUCCAAUGCAACGCUAGUGAUAGCAUGACAUGGUUUGUUUUUCUCUUCGGUACGAACAAGCCUCGGAAGGCCGACAUUCCUUCCUUUUUGGACCACCUUGAAUUCCAACCAAUGUCUCAAAAGUGACUGGCCUGGAAUUUGAAGUGAUUGCUGUCUCAUGUGUCAACGCAAAAUAAAAGUGGUGUUGAUGCAGGAAG